CUCCACGCGCUGACCGCAUCGUCUCUCCGCAACGACUGAAUACUCUGGCUAGACCAACACUCCAAGCACCACGUCUCACCACAACACCUGUUCACGUCCAUUUGGCUGCCAUAUUGGUCGCAUACCGUUUGCGACCCCGCUCCGCCAGACGCGCAUCGACGCGCUCCCCUGCAACCGCCGUUUUCGUACUUGACCGCCGACUAUUGCUAUCGCGCGUCCUGCACCACUUGCACCCCCUACCCGCAACCUUCUUUGACAGCACUCUACCCACGCCUCUGCUACAGACGGCAUCUUGCGCAAGCACCUCGCAGUCGUCGCGCCCCGCCUGCUCCUGACGUGUCGCGCAUUGCUUGGGCCAGUUGCGCCUCAGGCAGAAUGGACGCCCAGGCAUCCCCGUACCCGGCGUCGCAAGACUUGGUGCCUACCACCGAGAGCGCGCGACCUGAAACGCCGCCCAUGCCUGUCAAUCUGAUAAAACUCGCGUCGCCCGACCGCGUCAAGUUCACCUCCCCCGCGCCGAGGACUACUUCCUCCCUGACGCCGCCGCCAUCCUCUCAGAUACCAAACACUCGCGCUGCUAUGCGCACCCCGACUCCUCCUACGCCCCAGCUGACAUCGCCUCCUCCCACCAGCAAGCUGCCUAACCAGCCCUCAGCUCUGGUGGAGGCUGCAGCCGCCCUGUAUCCGCAGGACCAGAUCAACAAUGCUUCCUCAGAAGAGCUCCGCUCCAUGAUCAACAGCCUCUCCACUGCCUUCCGAGACAUGCGACUCUCUGCGGCACACUACAAGCUGCAGUACAACAUGGCCGUCAUGGAGAGCCAAGAGGCUGCCAGUCGCAUGGCUGUGGAGCUGGCCAUGGCUCAGCGUGAGAUCGAUGUCUUGCAACAAGCCGAGGAAAAGCGCCGGAACAUGGCCAUGCCGGAGCAGAGCUAUCAGGAGUCUGCAAACGCAGCGAAUGCCGUCAUCAUGUCUGAAAUGAACCGCCAGAUGCAGAUGCUGCAGAGUGAGAAUGAGGAGCUUCGUGAUCUGUUCGAGCAGCAGAAGCGCUUGACUGAGCACAGAGAGGGUGAGCUGGCCAGCCUGAUGGAGGAAAACGACAGACUGAAGACGAGGAUCCGCAAGAACCGCGAUCACAUUGCGCCCCUUCUGGAGCAAAUCGAGCAGGGGUCACCGAGAUCUGUCUUCGGGACUCCACACCAAGCAACCCCCCGGCAUCGCGUCAAUCGAGUGCCACCCCAGCUCACCAACGACAACAGCAGAGGGCAGAACAACUUUGAGGCACUCCUUUUAGCCGACAAGAUGCUUAGCCAGGAGACGGCCACAGCUCCCUCGACACCGACCAGGGCGCACAUGCCAAGGUCACGAUUUGGGCACCAUCGAGGCGCACAGUCCAUGUCCUCCCUUCCUCAGACUCCAAAUCGACGUGUGGCUCAGCCUCGCGCUGAAGUACCGCGUACGCCGCCCCAUUUCAUACCCGCAUCUAUUCCUCAGUCGGCACCCCCAGCUCAUUAUCAGCCGAAGCCCGUGCAUAACCGUCGACAAAGCAGCAACUCCACCAUUACUGCAUCCAGCGUAGACGAGGAAGAAGCCUUCACGGACAGAGAAGGAGAAGAUGAAGUCCCCGAGUCUCAAGCAAGCCAAAUGGCCACGAGCUUGCUACGAAGGGCUCCCCCUAAAGGGCAAAUGUCUGCGCCAUCGUCCCAGUCCUCGAGUUUAAUUCAAAGCAAGAUAUUCGGACAGGUCAAAAAAGGCUCUGGAUUGUCUCGGUCUGGCGAAUUUGAGAAGCGUAGACUGCCGUCAUCUUCAGACCAUCACAGUAGUCCCAGCAAGCGAGGACGCAUCGAUCAAGGCGUAGGUCUCGGCAUUGGCGGUCUAUUGCGAGAAUGAGCGUUCCUGACCACCUUGGCAGGGAUACUAAUGUAUACGAUAUUACGAAUCUGGGUGGAUAGGAGGAGUCGGUUUGGAGUCUGCUACUCGAAAUAUGGAUUUGGAUACCCUUCUUUGACGCCGCUGAGCGUCUGCAAUCGGCUACAUGUCGAGCUUUUAUCAUUCUACACUUGCCCGCACUGAGCUGGGCCCUUACUUUUCGGUUGUUUGGGAACCACGAUCUGGAAUGGAUCGCUGAUGGUUGACGAAGGACAUGUUAGUAGCUAGUGAAUACAACUCAAUGUAUAUUUGGAACAUCUCAAUCCAUGCGAUAUAACACC
Cucurbitaria berberidis CBS 394.84 is the source of this 2207-nucleotide messenger RNA. RefSeq lists its product as uncharacterized. Lineage: Eukaryota; Fungi; Ascomycota; Dothideomycetes; Pleosporales; Cucurbitariaceae. The coding region runs from base 376 to 1887 and encodes 503 amino acids. The record is from RefSeq and is a predicted model, not a curated record. The transcript has a single exon.